Elgaria multicarinata webbii is the source of this 1740-nucleotide messenger RNA. It is a transcript of the gene CHMP1B, whose product is annotated as charged multivesicular body protein 1B. The transcript has 8 exons. The coding region runs from base 135 to 734 and encodes 199 amino acids. Gene Ontology annotation, biological process: late endosome to vacuole transport; endosome transport via multivesicular body sorting pathway; protein transport. NCBI's taxonomy places the organism in Eukaryota, Metazoa, Chordata, Lepidosauria, Squamata, Anguidae. The record is from RefSeq and is a predicted model, not a curated record. Gene Ontology annotation, cellular component: ESCRT III complex; multivesicular body.
GAGACGUCUCGCUGGGCGGAGGAGGAAGCAGGAAGCGGGUCUCUGAGAGGAAAACAACCAGCCCAGGAGUCUGAGGAGCGGGAGCCGCGCUCGAGUCGAAGCCCACCCUCGUACCCCGGGCCUGCGCCGCCGCCAUGUCCAACAUGGAGAAACAUCUCUUCAACUUAAAGUUUGCUGCCAAAGAGCUUAACAGAAAUUCCAAAAAGUGUGAUAAAGAAGAAAAGAUUGAAAAAACCAAAAUUAAGAAGGCAAUUCAGAAAGGUAAUACGGAAGUUGCAAGAAUACAUGCAGAAAACGCAAUCCGGCAAAAGAACCAAGCGAUCAACUUCUUGCGCAUGAGCGCUCGGGUGGAUGCUGUGGCAGCGAGAGUUCAAACAGCAGUGACAAUGGGCAAGGUCACAAAGUCGAUGGCUGGAGUAGUCAAAUCUAUGGAUGCUACAUUGAAAAGUAUGAACUUAGAAAAGAUAUCUGCCUUGAUGGACAAAUUUGAACAGCAGUUUGAAACUUUAGAUGUUCAGACGGCGCAAAUGGAAGACACGAUGAGUAAUACCACUACGCUAACAACACCGCAAAACCAAGUGGAUCUGCUUCUGAAUGAAAUGGCUGAUGAAGCUGGCCUUGACCUGAAUAUGGAGCUACCUCAGGGACAGACAGGCUCUGUUGGUACAAGUGUUGCUUCAACAGAACAGGAUGAGCUCUCUCAAAGACUGGCACGCCUUCGUGAUCAAGUGUAACAGGAAGAGUCAGACCUGCGGUCUUCAGCAUAUGCUUCCAAAGCAAUCUAUGUACAUAAACUAUAGCCUGCCUACGAUCUCUGUCUAUAACCUGUCUAGAUAUUUAAACAGCACACUAAUGAGCACUUGUCUGGGUUUUUUCCUUUUUCUUGCUGCGCUUUCUAAAAUAUGUUAACUCAGCGGUGGUGUGACCUUCUGUGUAUUUUCUAGUUCUGUAUAGUACCUUUGGAAGUUGAGGGUUAUAUUUUUUGCAGAUGUCUUUUCAAAGACCCAGAUUAAAAUUUUAUGAAGUGUCACAUCGGAUCGUCAUACUGAAAGAAGAGCAGCACCCUUAACGUAUAUAAUUUUAAGUUAUAUAGCAGGGUUUUAAAUUAUGGCAGAAAUCUACAGUUGAAUUACUGAGGUGGUGCGUGCUAUUCACAUGAUCAUCACCCCUGAUUCUCUCAAUACUUGAGAGAAGUGAUCAGUUGGAUAGAAUGGUAUUUUGUGUAUGUGUUUUUGUGAGUUGUUCAAACUUCACUGGAUAAUCUUUCCAUGGUAUCCUAGAACAAGCAUACUUGUAGCAAGACAUAAAUCAAAAUGAUAGUUGUCAAUGUGCUCCUCAUACCUUGAAGCUUAUAUUGGCAUCAUCACUUCAGUACGGAAGGAAUAAAAUAUAUUUUUCAACACUUUUGCCUACAUUCCCUUAAAAUAUUGCAUGGAUACUGCAGUGUCCAUGUAGUUAAGAGCAAUGAGUAGAUUCUGCAUUCCACCAAUAUAAAGCAGUAAUUGGGGUGUGUGUGUUAUUCUAACAUUCAUAAAAUCGAAAAUGUUUCAACAAUCUUGCCGAAAUUUACAUGUGCCAGAAAGAAAUGUUGAUUUUACAUACCCUGAGAAUUUCAAGAAGAUUGGUGAAAGAUUGAGGGAAGGAGGGCAGUUUAAAGUACAAAAGAAUAUAUAUAUUGAACCCACCCAGAGAUUUCAGAAAUGCUUCUUAACCAAUUAAAAUAUCAUCUUUGGAAUGUCA